This is a messenger RNA of Betta splendens (Siamese fighting fish), 1950 nucleotides long. RefSeq names its product matrix metallopeptidase 13b (gene mmp13b). NCBI's taxonomy places the organism in Eukaryota, Metazoa, Chordata, Actinopteri, Anabantiformes, Osphronemidae. Gene Ontology annotation, cellular component: extracellular matrix. Gene Ontology annotation, molecular function: metalloendopeptidase activity; zinc ion binding. The transcript is spliced from 11 exons. Bases 65 to 1444 code for a protein of 459 amino acids. Gene Ontology annotation, biological process: proteolysis; collagen catabolic process; extracellular matrix organization. The record is from RefSeq and is a predicted model, not a curated record.
CACUAUAAAUACCCUGCAGCGCGUUUGACCCCAGUGACUGCUUGGAACAACAGAGACAACAACAAUGAUAGCUGUGCUGCUGCUGGCGCUGGUCCUUCAUUCCUCGGCUCUGCCUCUGACGCCGGCAAACGGAGACAAGCGCCUUUUAGCGGAGAGAUACCUCAAGCGCUUCUAUGGGCUCCCAGCGGGUCUUCAGGGCAGACAGCGCUCGGCGGACGCCUUUCAGACCCAGCUCAAGGAGAUGCAGAAAUUCUUCAAACUCAAGAUCACGGGGACCCUGGAUGACGACACUAUGCAGCUGAUGGAGCAGGCCAGAUGUGGCGUCCCAGAUGUUGGAGAGUACAACCACUUCCCUCGACAUCUCAAAUGGCAAAAAAACGAAAUCACAUUCAGGAUAAUUAACUACACGCCGGAUCUGAAGAAGGCCGACGUGGACAGGGCCAUCCGCACCGCGCUGAACGUCUGGGCUGAUGUGACGCCUCUGACUUUCAGGAAGCUGCACGAGGGCACUGCUGACAUCAUGAUCAGCUUCGGCUCAAGAGAGCACGGAGACUACAACCCUUUCGAUGGCCCCAAUGGGCUGCUGGCCCAUGCUUACCCCCCGGGCCCGGGCCUCGGUGGAGACACCCACUUUGAUGAGGACGAACGCUGGACCAAAGACUCGUCAGCUUACAACCUAUUUAUGGUGGCGGCGCAUGAGCUGGGCCACGCUCUCGGCAUGUCCCACUCCUCGGACCCGGGCGCCCUCAUGUACCCCAUCUACCAGUACAUUACGGGGUUCCCGCUGUCUGAGGACGACAUCGAAGGCAUUCAAGCCCUCUACGGGCCAAACCCAAACUCAAAGAAAGUGAAGCCCAGGCCGGUGGCGCCAACCAAGUGUGACCCCGACUUGAGUUUUGACGCUGUCACAGAGCUGAGAGGGGAAACCAUUGUCUUCAAAGACAGGUACUACUGGCGCCUGCAUCCCCAGAUGCCGGAGCCCGACCUGGUUGUGAUCAAGUCCACGUGGCCGUUCCUGCCCAACAAGGUGGACGCGGCGUACGAGAACCCGGAGAAGGACCAGGUCAUCAUGUUCAGCGGGGUAAAGAUGUGGGCUUUGAACGGAUACACCCUCGUGGACGGAUAUCCAAAGUACAUACACAAACUGGGACUUCCCAAGAGCAUCAGGAAAGUAGAUGCAGCUGUUCACAUCAAAGACACGGGCAAAACGCUGCUCUUUGCUGAUGAGCAGUACUGGAGCUACGAUGAAGCAACGGGCACCAUGGAUCGCAAAUACCCACGAUCCAUCGAGGACGACUUCCCGGGGAUGAACGACGAGUUUGAUGCUGUUGCUUAUCACUAUGGUCAGUUGUAUUUCUUCCAUGAAAAUUUGCAAUAUGAGUACAGUUACAACGCAAGGAAGGUCAUCCGCAUCCAGAGAUCUAACUCCAUCCUCAGCUGCUGACGAGGGACAGGCCUGAGACCGGCGGCCGGGGAGGCUCUGUUAACACUGCGCUCAACACGCCUUUUCAGAGUAAAAGCAUACGGAGCAAAAUGAGCCACAGUCCAGGAGGAUUAUUAGAUUAUUAAUAUUUAUUUUAAAUUAUCGACAGUGAGUUAAGUGUCUUGUCAUAACAUUUGACUUAUGAUUUCACACACUACUCUAACAAACAGUGACAUAUUUCUCUUCUACUCCCUUCAAGUGGAACUUAAAGCUGCACUAUGGAAGUCAGUGUUAAGGACGUUUUCAGUUAUGUUUUGAGGAACAGUAAUUUUCAGGAAGCCUUUAACUCAUCAAACUCAGAGCUAACGUUUGCAGUUUGUCUUGUGUUCAUGGCCUUAAACAUCCACCUCCUUUACUUUUACAAACAUGCUACCUUAUUCCCUGAUUUAUCAUUGACACAUUUGUGUGAAUUUUCUUGUAAUGUAAAUGUUAUCAAAAGAUUUGUUAAAUAAAAUAUGUAAAAUUAA